AUGGGCAAACUUUCAGAAAAUAGAGAAAUGAAAAAUGACAGAACUAAAUUAAUCAAACAAACUAUGGCGGAAAGAAGUGAUACAGAAACCGAGAUAGAAGAGUUGAGUGUGACAGUAGAAGAACAGAUCGAUGUGACUGAAGACGAACCAAUUGCAAAGAACACACGAUCACGCACAUACGCCGCACUCAACAAAAUAUCCGAAGACACUGAGUUAGACGAUCUUCACCAACACGACGAAGAAGAAGAUGACGACAGAACGGAAGAGUCUUUUGUAAUGAAAGAAGAGAAGAAAGAGCCAAAGAAGGAGCGCCCACGUCUUCAGAAAAAGAAAGGGAUUCCACCGAUUCAAAGUGUCGAACACAUUGAAACAAGUCUAACUGUUAUGAAACCGAUGGAAGAGGAGAGUAGUCCUCAACAAGUCCCUUCACAACAGCCUCAAAGUGGGAUGGUAGGUACUACUUUGCCAUAUGCCGUUGUGAAUCCCAUGAUGAAUUGUACUGCACUCCCCACUCAACAAUUUGAGUAUCAACCCGCACCAACGACUAACACAAUAGCAACUGUUGGGGGACAACCAAUUCCUUUGCAACAAGACAAUUUGGGACAACUCAAGAGAGACGCGCAGUUUAAUCCAAGUGCGCACCCCAUUCAACUUGGACAAGACAACAGACAAAAUUAUAGAAGCGGGAGAGAGGAGAGAGUCGGGAAUAGCCCAAAUUUCAGAGAACGAGAGUGGACCGAAGUCGAGAGAGGCGUCAAUUUCAAAUUUGAGAAGACACAUGGGUAUGACAGUUAUGAUGGGCCAUAUGACCCGUUGGUUGGGCUGUAUUCGAGUCAGAAGAAGGAAAUGAUGCGAAGAGAAUCACUGGAAUACAGUCGAGUCAAAACGACUGUGUGUAAAUCUGUUGUAGCGAAGUUACAAGCGUAUUACGAUAACCGGAUUAUACCAAACAAAGAACAAUUCAAGCAACUUGCGAAGUCAGUAACACUCAAAUUCACAGAAGAUCUGUUUCUGAGCGGCGAGACGUUUUCGGAGAAGAUCGAGGAGAGCAUAACGAAGUACAUUGAUCAGUACUUUCUGUGA
This is a messenger RNA of Entamoeba invadens IP1, 1083 nucleotides long. RefSeq lists its product as hypothetical. The transcript is spliced from 2 exons. Bases 1 to 1083 code for a protein of 360 amino acids. The record is from RefSeq and is a predicted model, not a curated record. Lineage: Eukaryota; Evosea; Mastigamoebida; Endamoebidae.